AAGAGAGGAGAAAUAUAAAGUUUGAUUUUGUUUAUUUUGAUCGUUCCGAAGGGGAAUACAUAUAUUUCUUCGAUCCCCUCAUCGACCUCUGAUCCUUAAUGGAUUCUGAUCUCUGGACAUCUCGCCUUGCCGCGGCCAAACGCCAAUACGCGUUGCAGCACCAUCAGAAUUCCCAAUUAGAUCGGUUGAGUAUAGAUGAUUUCGAGGUUGAAGAGGAGGUUCGUCCAGAUUUUCCCUGCCCGUAUUGCUACGAGGACUACGAUAUCGCUUCUCUGUGUUCGCAUCUCGAAGAUGAGCAUCCAUUCGAGUCCAAGGUCUCGGUUUGCCCCAUUUGCUCUGUCAAAGUUUCAAGAGACAUGCUUAAUCAUAUUACACUGCAACAUGGGCAUUUGUUCAAGUUGCAGAGACGUCGCAGAUUACGUAGAGUUGCUAUUCCCAACAGUCAGACCCUGUCUCUAUUAGGUCGAGAUCUUCGUGAGGCACAUCUACAGGUGCUCUUAGGUGGUGGUGGAUAUCGGUCAAGCAAUGCUACUGCAUCUAAUGCAGUUACAGACUCGUUCCUUUCAUCACUUGUAUUGAACUUCCCCUCAUCUGAAGCAGAUGAAAUAUCAAAAUCUGCAGUUUCUAGUGCUGAGGACAUUUCUGUAAAGAAUGUAACAUCAACACCUUCUUGGAAAUCAAGUUUUGAUUCCUCAUUGAGCUAUGAAGAGCGGGAACAGAAGAUAAAACAGGCUACCAUUAGAGCUGGUUUCGUGCAAGAUCUGCUUUUAUCUACUCUUUUCGGAGACUGAGGGAAUUAGGAGGGCCCCACAAACAAAUGGUAAGUGAUCUACUUUGUGAUCCUGAUUGGAAGCAGCAAUUUUGGGGUCCUGAUAGUUGUUGGAUGAAGAAGAUUGUGGGACGGCCCUAUAGGGGGGGCCUUCUUUGGUUGUUUUAAAGCUGCGGUAUUGAACGACGAUGGGACUAUCUCAUCCAUUUCUGCUGUUUUCAUUACCAGAGAUGUACAACUUCUUGAAAAGUGGAUGGUCUACUAGUAUUCUGGGAUUGACCAUCUUAAUUUCUUCUCAUAAAUUCACUUAUUCUAUGUUGUGACAA
Telopea speciosissima is the source of this 1095-nucleotide messenger RNA. Its product is annotated as protein DEHYDRATION-INDUCED 19-like. The record is from RefSeq and is a predicted model, not a curated record. Lineage: Eukaryota; Viridiplantae; Streptophyta; Magnoliopsida; Proteales; Proteaceae. The transcript is spliced from 5 exons. The coding region runs from base 99 to 791 and encodes 230 amino acids.